AUGGCUUCUUCCAACUCCAACAACGGUUCAGCCGACGGUCCACAGAUCCCCGGCCUCAAGAUUGAGACUUUCGCUGCCACAAUUGAUCAUCGCAACAUGCUUGAGGAGUUCGGCCGCAAGUAUCACGCCAUUGGCAUCGAAGCUGGUCACUCCAAGGGCAUUGAAGCCGGUCACGCCAUGGGUGUUCAAGCUGGCCUUGCUCAAGCCGAGGGGGAGAUCGAGCUUCGCAUUGCUAGCGCCGUAGAAGAGUCUCAGGAAAUCAUCUCGGAGUUGCUUGAGAAACGAACUCAAGACAUUGAAGUUGAUGUCGAUCUUGCCAACGAAGCCCGCAAUGUUAUCUAUACGCUUGUAUCCUCCGUGGACGACCUAAUCCAGUUACCUGGAAUUCCCAUGGAGACCUACAACAAGAUCAGAGAGAAGUGUGAGUCUCUUGAAAGCAUCAGAGACAAGUUCAGCAAAAGGCUUGGAAAGGAUCCUUUCCCUAUCCUGAGAAAGCGACGCAGCGACGCAGUUGAAACCCGCAGAACCCUCAGAGUGAAACGAGAGAAGAACUAA
Messenger RNA from Fusarium sp. VM40, 555 nucleotides. The record is from the annotation of a GenBank genome assembly. Lineage: Eukaryota; Fungi; Ascomycota; Sordariomycetes; Hypocreales; Nectriaceae.